AUGCCAUCACCCCCAAAACCUUGGGAAGUCAACAACGGAGCAGCAGCAUCAGCGCCAGUCGUAUCUCAAUCAGCCACACAGCCUAUGACAGAAACAACUACUACAACGACCACUUCCUCAAUCCCCACAGUGCCCAAUAGACCAUCUACCAUGGGAACCUCGAUGGGUAUGGGUGGACUAGGAUCAAGUUAUACUGGUGGCUAUGGCACAUCGUCUUAUGGUAUGGGAGGAUAUGGUAAUUCAUAUGGAUCAAGUUAUGGCACAGGCUAUGGCUCGAGUUAUAGCAGUCCAUACAGUCGUAUGGGCAUGGGAAGCUAUGGAGGUGGAUACGGCAGCGGGUAUGGCAGUGGAUAUGGCUCUUAUGGAUCCUACGGUGGUAUGAAUUCGUAUAAUCGAUUUGGAUCUGGAGGCUAUAAUCGAUUUGGUGGAGGCAUGUAUGGACCCGACGGUGGGCCUGAUGAAUUUGGAUUGACGCAACGCAUGGAAACCAGCACUCGAGCUACUUUUGAUAUGAUUGAGUCCAUUGUCAGUGCCUUUGGUGGGUUUGCACAAAUGCUGGACUCUACAUACAUGGCAACCCAUUCGAGUUUCAUGGCCAUGGUCGGUGUAGCAGAGCAGUUUGGCAAUUUGAGACACUAUUUGGGUGGUAUAUUCAGCAUAUUUGCAUUGAUACGUUGGGUGAAGCGACUCUUGUACCGACUUACAGGAAGAACCCCACCACCAGAGUUAUAUGGACCUACAGAAGAGCAGCAGCAGUUGACUGCAGAAGCAGGAGAGGAAACAGGGGCUCUCCAAAUCACAGAAAAUGGCGAGGCUGUUGAAGCAGCCACUACAGCUGAUGAUACCGGGUCUGGAGAGCAACACCAACAACAGCAACAAGUCGCUAGUGUGUCUCGCAAACGUCCCAUUAUCAUAUUUUUGGCUUUGGUAACUGGUUUACCUUAUCUAAUGUACAAAUUGAUUCAACGAUCCAAUGAAUACAACCGAGCAAGGCAAGCAAGAAUGAUGAUACCCCAAUAUGGAGGAGGACCACCACCCGAAUUAGCUAGAGUGAUGCAUGAUUUCGUUUCUGAAAAUCCUAUAGAAUUAACAAUUCGCAGAGGCGAGAUGAUUCACGUACUAUCCAAAGUGGAUCCAACAACUGGAGGACCUUGUGAUUGGUGGCAAGGAAGAACAGCAAAUGGCACCAUUGGUAUAUUCCCUGCAAAUUAUGUACAAAUUGAAAAUCCUGGCUACUAA
Molecule: messenger RNA, 1239 nt
Organism: Mucor velutinosus
Lineage: Eukaryota; Fungi; Mucoromycota; Mucoromycetes; Mucorales; Mucoraceae
Exons: 2
Coding region: 1-1239 (412 amino acids)
Biological process (GO): protein import into peroxisome matrix, docking
Cellular component (GO): peroxisomal membrane; peroxisomal importomer complex; peroxisome
Molecular function (GO): protein binding
Source: RefSeq, a predicted model, not a curated record